AUGCAUCACCUGCACCCGCGCUCCAAAGCGACGGGCACGCUCUUUACCACCACUCUCGCUAUAUCUUUCCUCGUCGUGGCUGCACCACAUCUGCUGCCAUGUCCAGUGGACAGGAGACAAUUUGCCGACAGUUUCGAAACUGCAGACGGGAGGCGAUACAGGAGGAAGCGGAAAGACAACCAAGAGGCGGCUACUGGGCCGGGGGAGGCAGAAGCGGCGGAUGAUGCUAUCGAUGGGAACGUUCGGCCAAAGAGAGAAUGUCCUGUGCCAAAGCCCGGAGGCAUUGUGGGACAAAUCAUGGGUUUCAAGCAGGAGGAACGACAGAAGCCGGCAAAAAUCAUCGUACAGAGUUUGGACAGUAAGGGAUCUCAACGGCCGGAGCUUGAGCGCAGCAAGCCUUGA
Molecule: messenger RNA, 402 nt
Organism: Fulvia fulva
Lineage: Eukaryota; Fungi; Ascomycota; Dothideomycetes; Mycosphaerellales; Mycosphaerellaceae
Exons: 1
Coding region: 1-402 (133 amino acids)
Biological process (GO): mitochondrial respiratory chain complex IV assembly
Cellular component (GO): mitochondrial matrix
Source: RefSeq, a predicted model, not a curated record